This is a messenger RNA of Seriola dumerili (greater amberjack), 4026 nucleotides long. Its product is annotated as integrin alpha-6-like. Gene Ontology annotation, molecular function: integrin binding. Gene Ontology annotation, cellular component: integrin complex; external side of plasma membrane. Gene Ontology annotation, biological process: cell adhesion mediated by integrin; cell-matrix adhesion; integrin-mediated signaling pathway. Bases 58 to 3318 code for a protein of 1086 amino acids. The transcript has 25 exons. The record is from RefSeq and is a predicted model, not a curated record. NCBI's taxonomy places the organism in Eukaryota, Metazoa, Chordata, Actinopteri, Carangiformes, Carangidae.
UUCAGUGAGGACUCACCUUUCGGCAGUUUAAGGGAGUUUUACCUUUGAUAGUUUGUUAUGGAGGGCAGGAUCACCUGUGGACUGUGGCUGCUCGUUCUCCUCUCGGGAUGUGGGCGACUGUCGGCUUUCAACCUGGACACCGAGAAUGUCCAGCAGAAGAGCGGGGAUCCAGGCAGCCUGUUCGGCUUCUCUCUCGCUAUGCACCGGCAGCUUGAGCCGGAGGAUAAGAAAAUGUUGCUGGUUGGUGCCCCAAGAGCGAAAGCCUUACAAGGUCAAAAAGCUAAAGUGACAGGAGGACUCUACAACUGUGACAUGAGCUCCAGCUCACCUGGCUGCAGCAGAGUUGACUUUGAUAAUGAAGAGGAUUUAAAGAAAGAAAGCAAGGAGAACCAAUGGAUGGGAGUGAUAGUCAACAGUCAGGGGCCAGGAGGCAAGAUUGUGACCUGUGCCCAUCGCUACCAGCGACGGAGCAAUGUGAACACACCCAUCGAGUCCCGUGACAUUAUCGGUCGCUGCUACGUGCUGAGUCAGAACUUGGUCAUCGAUCCCAUCUCCAGCGAAGAUGGCGGCGGCUGGCACUUCUGUGACGGCCUGCCCAGAGGCCACGAGAUGUUCGGCUCCUGCCAGCAGGGCCUCUCUGCCACGUUCGACAAGGACUACCACUACCUCAUCUUUGGGGCUCCUGGAGCAUACAACUGGAAAGGCGUGGUACGCUUAGAGCAAAAGAACGACACCCUCUUAGAGCUGGGCAUCUAUGACGACGGUCCUUUUGAGGCGGGAGAUGAGAGAGAGAGGAACCCCGACCUGGUCCCUGCCCCUGCCAACAGCUACCUGGGCUUCUCUCUGGACUCGGGGAAGAGUUUGACUAAGAAGAACCAGCUGACGGUGGUGGCGGGAGCUCCUAGAGCGAACCACAGCGGGGCGGUGGUGCUGCUGAAGAGAGGCCCGGAGUCAAGCAACAUCUUGCUGGAGGAGUACACCCUGGAAGGGGAGGGGCUGGCCUCGUCUUUCGGCUACGAUCUGGCUGUGCUGGAUCUCAAUGGGGACGGUUGGCAGGACAUAGUGGUGGGAGCACCUCAGUACUUUGAGAAGGACGGAGAAAUUGGUGGAGCCGUCUACGUCUACGUCAACAAGGCAGGAAACUGGAACAAAGUCAAACCAAUCAGAAUAGACGGAACUGAGGACUCCAUGUUUGGCCUGGCUGUGGAAAACCUGGGAGACCUCAAUUUGGAUGGUUACCAUGAUUUUGCAGUGGGAGCUCCUUAUGACAAUGACGGUGCAGGGAAGGUUUACAUCUACAGUGGAUCAGCCACAGGACUCCACUCCACAAAACCUGCACAGGUGCUGUCCGGCCAGACUUUAGGAGUGAAUAUGUUUGGCUACUCUUUGGCAGGCAACAUGGACCUGGAUGAGAACUCCUACCCAGACCUGGCCGUUGGAUCGCUCUCCGACUCAGUCUUUGUCUACAAAACCCAUCCUGUUGUUAACAUCAAGAAAGAAAUCACGUUCAGCCCGAAGGAGAUCGACCUUACAAAUAAGAACUGUGACAACACCUUCUGCUUGAAUAUUGAGGCGUGCUUCACCUACACUGCCAACCCCAAGAGCUACUCUCCCAGACUGACGGUGGCGUACACCAUCGAGGCGGAUGCUGACCACAGGAAGAACGGUCUUAUUCCCAGGGCGACCAUCCGCAGCCCCUCCGGCUCUGAAAACAGCUUUGAAUCCAAAGGAACCGUCACCAUAAACACCAAAGGAGCGAAACAAUGUGUUACACGUCAGCUUGUCAUUAAGGAAAAUAUUCGAGACAAGCUGCAUGGGAUCCCUAUCGAUGUGUCCGUGGAGAUCCAGGACGCCAAACGUAAACGCAGGCAGAGCUCAGCUCAACUGCCGCCUAUCCUGGACACCAACGAGCCAGCGACGACUCGAUCAGAGGUGGAUUUCCUGAAGGAGGGUUGUGGCAGCGACAAUGUGUGCCGGAGCAACUUGCAAGUGAAGUACCGCUACGGCUACAGGAAAGCUGACAAAGAGACAUUCAUUCCAUUAGGACUGGAGGAUGGUGUGCCGGUGAUCACGCUCAGCGAGCACAAGGACAUCACCUUGGAGGUCACAGUAACCAAUAUCAAUGGAGAUGAUGCACAUGAAGCCUCUCUGAUCGCCUCCUUCCCGCACUCCCUCACCUACUCUGCAUACCGUGUUGCACCCAAUGAGCGGCAGGUAACCUGUGAAGCCAACAAAGACGGUUCUCAGGCUGAUUGUGAGCUGGGAAACCCUUUCAAACGUGACUCAGUGACGACCUUCUACAUUAUUUUGGGUACAGCACACAUCUCUCUCAACAUUACUGAACUGGAGAUUGAUCUUCAGCUAAAUACGACAAGCAACCAGGAUAAAAUAGCUCCUGUCAAAGCAAAGGCAAAGGUGGCCAUUGUGUUGCAGCUGUCUGUAUCAGGACAAGUCCAGCCAUCUCAGGCCUACUUUUCAGGAGAGGUCAAAAGUGACACAGCCAUGAAGAGUGAAAGUGAGGCUGGCACUGCCAUCAUUCACCAGUUCAGAAUAAUCAACCUGGGAAAGCGCUUGACAGGCUUGGGCAAUGCCACCCUCAACAUCCAUUGGCCAAAGGAGACAAACCAGGGCAAGUGGCUGCUCUACCUAAUGAAGAUCAGCUCCACAGGAGUGGAGCAGAUAGCGUGCACUCCUGCAAAAGAGAUCAACCAGCUUGGCCUGGAACCGAGUAAAACCAGGACAAGAAGAGCAGCAACAAACACCCAGGGAAAUGAUAAGGGCACCAUUUCCUAUUAUAGUGACAAGAAAAAAGCAUCUCUGUCCUGUGACAGUGGGGCAAACUGUGUGAUCAUAAGGUGCCCCCUGCAGGGUCUGGACAGUAAUGCAGUCAUCACUGUCCACUCUCGCCUCUUUAACAGCACCUUCAUCGAGGAUUAUUCCAAGGUACAUUAUGUGGAGAUAUCAGUGAAGGCCUCUCUACAGAUUGAUAGCGCAAGGAACACAGUGCUGGAAAAGGCUGAGUCACAGGUGAAACUGACGGUGUUCCCAGAGCGUCGUGCUGCUCAGCAUGCAGGAGUCCCAUGGUGGAUCAUCGUGCUGUCCAUCCUGUUCGGGCUGCUGUUGUUGGCCCUCUUGGCUUUCCUUCUCUGGAAGUGUGGCUUUUUCAAGCGUGCCAAAUAUGAAGACAAGGUUCCCAGUUACAAUGCAGUUCGGAUCAAACGGGAGGAGAGAGCGAUAAACCCUGGAAAUGGUAAAUGGGAAAACCUGGAAAAGAAGCCGUGGAUGACAACCUGGCAUGACAACGAACAUUAUUCUUAACAGCCAAUGAAAUCUGACUCCACACAGAUUCCUGUUGCUUACUGUUGAACUCCUAAUUUCACAGAUUUUUUUUUUUUUUUUUACUGCCCUGUCUUUGCACAGCCUGGACUGUAAAUAUCAAGGAACAAAGAAAAUCUUUUGUAAACUUUUGUAGGAUGAAAUACUUGAUUGAAACAUUCUGAUUCAGGGGCUGAUUUGAUCUUGGAUGGUCUGUAUGAAUCACUGGAAGGAGAGUUGCAGUGUGGGAGAUGGUCCUGCACAACUACUGUUUGUCUGAGCUUGUUUUGUACAUUGACUGUGUUCACAGUGUUGACCGUGGGGAGGGAGGGUGGAAGUACGGGAGAGUUUCUAGAUUUUUGUACAUUUUUUUGAAUGUUUUGCCGAAUUGUUUGUAUUUAUUCUUCGUGAGGAGUACUGUGUUACGUGGUGUACAGGCCAAAGACUCAUGCAAUGCAUCAACUAAAAUGCAUUUAUUUUCCCCAGUUUACAAGUGCAUUUUUCUAAAAUAUCAUCUCCAGUGCAAAUGCGUUAACUGGUGAACAAUCGGCUUGUAUUUCACACUCGAGGUGCCUCAGAUUGUACAUUAAAAGGAGGAACUGCAACUUAUCCACAUUUGAGAAAUGCUUGGUUUGUAAACUUAUUGUUGAGCUUCUGCAGAAUUCACCUUCAAUUCCCUGGCUCUAAAAUAGGAACAAAGUGAGAGCGAAC